GCGUGGGCCGGGAGAGAGGCAGGCAGACAGAGGAGCAAGGGCGCAGAGAGGAGCUGACGGAGCAUUAAUGAGAUACUGGCCGGUUAGAGUUACAGGGAUGCACUUUUAGCCGUAUUCCACCGCUGUUUUCAGGCUUCAUCUGCGGAAUCGAAAGCGCCACAAAACUGGGACAAUCUCACAAGUUAAAACAAACUCGGGUGGAUUAAUUUAUUCUCAAAUAUGGGCUUGGAACGAUUUCGCGUAAAGACGCCGGGGAGAGCAGCCCUCCUCACCCGCUCGCUCCUUUGUAUCAGCGGGCUAUUACUCACUUUUCUUCAGCCUGUCUGCGAGGCGUUCAACUUGGACGUGGAGAACCCAGCUGUUUACAGCGGACCUAACGGGAGCUACUUCGGAUAUGCUGUUGACUUUUAUUUGGCUGACUCUGCCAGUGCGAGCGUGGUGGUGGGAGCUCCCAAGGCCAGCACAAGGCAGGUUAACAUUAGAGAGGGAGGAUCUGUCUUCUACUGUCCGUGGAGCCUCAGCCAAUCAGACUGUCACACCAUUGAGUUUGAUACUGAAGGGGAUCGCAAGGUCCUGCUCAACGACACAGAACAUCAGGUCGAUUUCAAGUCCCACCAAUGGUUCGGAGCCACUGUGCGUUCUCACGGUGACACAAUUCUGGCCUGCGCCCCUCUCUACUCCUGGCGUACUGAAAAAGAUGUUCCCCGUUCUGAUGCAACAGGAACCUGCUACCUCUCAGUGCAUAAUUUCACCAAGUUUGUGGAGUAUGCACCCUGCCGCACAGAGAUCAGUGAUCCGGUGGGACAAGGCUACUGUCAGGGAGGAUUCAGCGCUGACUUCACAACGGAUGGCAAAGUGGUGUUGGGAGGGCCAGGCAGCUACUAUUGGCAAGGUCAGGUGAUCUCUGCAGCGAAGGAGGAAAUUAUCAAAGCGUACUACCCGGGCUAUUUUAUGCAGUCUGUGGGCGGCCAGAUCCAAACCAAACAGGUCGAGUCUAAACAUGAUGACAGCUACCAAGGCUACUCUGUUGCUGUUGGGGAAUUCAGUGGCGAUCAAGUGGAAGAUUUUGUGGCCGGUGUUCCAAAAGGACUCAUGCUUUAUGGUUCGGUGUCUGUUCUGAACGGUACAGAUCUGAAGACCAUGAUCAACUACACUGGCGAGCAGAUGGGAUCAUAUUUUGGCUACGCCGUGGCAUCGACUGACAUCAACAGUGAUGGGAUGGCUGACCUGCUGGUGGGAGCUCCCAUGUUCAUGGUCCGGGGCUCUGAUGGUCGUCUGGAAGAGAUGGGCCGGGUCUAUAUUUACCUACAGCGUGGCCCUAUGGACCUGGAGCUCCGCCUACCUCAACUGACAGGCAACCAGGUGUAUGGGAGAUUUGGUAGCACCAUUGCACCAUUGGGAGAUCUGAACCAGGAUGGUUACAAUGACGUGGCUAUCAGCUGUCCGUUUGGAGGAGAGGAACGGCAGGGACUUGUCUACAUCUAUAAUGGAUACUCAGAAGGACUCAGGGAAAAGCCAUCUCAGGUGAUCACUGGCCAGUGGGCCGCUGGGAGUAUUCCUGCCAGCUUUGGAUUUUCCCUCAGGGGUGCUCAGGACCUGGACAUGAAUGGAUACCCAGAUCUCAUUGUUGGUGCUUUUGGUGUUAGUAAGGCAGUUCUAUAUAGAUCCCGCCCAAUCGUCAACACCAGUGCCUCUCUGACAGUUUACCCCACCAUGAUCAACCCUGAAGAGAAGAACUGCAUCGUCACCAGUGGAAACACCAGCGUUCCUGUUUCCUGUGUCAACCUGAGUUUCUGCAUAUCUGCCGAUGGGAAGCACCUACCAGACAUCUUAGAUUUCCAGGUGGAGGUGCAGCUCGAUAGCAAUAAACACAAGCAGAAAGGUGCAGUGAGGAGGGCUCUGUUCUUGGAUUCCCAGCAGCCCUCGCUCCAGAGGAGUGUGAGAGUGCGGCAUGGCGAGCGUGUGUGCAACAACACCAAGAUCUACCUAAGAGAUGAGAAAGACUUCAGAGAUAAACUCUCCCCCAUUUAUGUGGCCUUGAACUUCAGCUUGGAUCCAAAAGCUGCUGCCGACUCCCACGGCCUGCGGCCCAUCCUCAACUAUCAGACCACCAGCGUAAUUGAGCAGAAGGCUCAGAUUCUGUUGGACUGUGGAGAAGACAACAUCUGUGUUCCUGACUUGAAGCUUGCAGUUCAUGGGAACAGGAAGGAAGUCUACCUGGGCGAUGACAACUCGCUGACCUUGACUUUCAAUGCCAGGAACGAGGGUGAGGGAGGAGCGUAUGAGGCAGAGCUGUAUGUGGUGCUGCCCCCUGAAGCUGACUACAGCGGUAUCGCACGUAACAAUGAGAGCCUGGCUCAGCUGACCUGCAGCUAUGAGACAGAGAACCAGACCCGAUACCUCAGCUGUGAUUUGGGCAACCCGAUGAAGUCUGGUACCAGUCUGUGGGCAGGUCUACGCUUCACAGUGCCACGACUGAAGGACACACACAAAACUGUUCAGUUCGAGCUGCAGAUUCGCAGUAAAAAUGAGAAUAACUCCCAUAGCGAGGUUGUGCCCUACAAGCUGGAGGUCGUUGUCCAGGCUGAAGUCAUUCUGCAGGGCGUGUCUCGACCAGAUAAGGUCUUCUUCCCCCCGGUCAACUGGAAGGUGACCAAAAACUAUGGGGUGGAGCAGGAUGUUGGGCCUGCGGUGGAACACAUCUAUGAGCUGGUGAAUAACGGGCCCAGCCGGAUCAGCCACACCCUACUGGAGCUGCGCUGUCCCCUCAGUGUCCAGGGUCAAAACCUGCUUUACCCUCUGAAGUUCUUCACAGAAGGCCCCAUCAACUGCACAGCUGAUAAAUACAUGAACCACAAACGCCUCAAACUCCAGCCCACGUCCACAGAACCACCUAUCCUUGCUCUGAAGGCACAUGAGCACCGCAUCGAGAGGAGGGACGUCCACAGGAAUCCACUCGCUCAUUUAACUAACCUGUCUUGCUCUAACACGGAGUGCUGGGCGCUCCAGUGCACUGUGGGUCUGCUGGAGAAGGGGACGACUGCCAUCCUGAAAGUGCGCUCCCGCGUCUGGGCCGAGACCUUCACUGAGAGAGCCUACAAGCAGUAUGUGCUGGAGUGCCUGGCCAGAUACAGUGUGGAGAAGAUGCCCUACGCCAUCCUGCCUAGACAUUAUCCCAGUGGACACAAAAAGGUGGUGACCCCAGUGGUGUGGAACAAGCCAGAUAUCGAGAACUCAGUUCCUCUGUGGAUCAUCAUCCUGGCCAUUCUGGCUGGUUUACUGCUCCUGGCUCUGCUCAUCUACGUCCUGUACAAGUUCGGCUUCUUCAAGCGCUCUCUACCGUACGGCACCGCCAUGGAGAAGGCUCAACUCAAACCACAGGCUGCCUCUGAGGCCUAAAAAAGACAAGCGUAGCCUCCAGAACCACAGUACCUGGCCAUAUGAUUGCAACGGAGAAAUACGAUGGAUCAUGUAGAGUGGAUCAGAAAGCAGUUUGAAGCGAAAGAGAGACCACUGGAACUCCACUGUGCUGCACUAGAGAAAGACAAAAACCCAAAGAUCUCUCAGCCAAAUGAAUGUUACUUUUUUUGUUAAUUUAUGUCUUGCUUUUUGGCAGGUUGGGAUUGUUACCAAAUAGGACUUUUUCUCAAUGCGUCAUGGCUAAUGUUAGCCACCGUCAGCCUGCGGAUGCAGUGAGAUGAUUUCUUUUUGUGGAGAGUUCUGUUUCACCCUGUUAACUGCCUUAUUUUGGUGCUAAUGAUCUGACGCGCUCACUGCCUCUGACAGGAUAUGGCUGCAUGUAGCUUGGCAGCCAGGAGCUGUGACUUGCGCUGCCUGCGGAGGCCUGAAAUUAUUCUUCUGGUAUCCUCUGAACACAGUUUUAUUGACAGAAGAUCAGUCAACAGGUUUCAGGUGGAAAAAUUAACCUGGCGAUAGCAACGUCAAUGUUACCAGCCUGGAAGUUGAACCUUAAUCCAUUUAAUAGCUCUGCUUUUAUAACAACAUUUAAAGUUUUAGGUAAUUUUAACCCUGACCAGCCCAAGGUGUUCCCCUGAUUUUUGCCUAAUACAUGCUGGGAUAUGCUCCGGCACCCCGCCACCCUGAACAGGAUAAGCGGGCGUGGAAAAUGCAUGGAUGGAUGUUUCGUAACUGUUCAUGAAAAGUAUCUCUCUGCCUCAGGUUGGUGGACAGCGCUGGGUUGAGUUGUUUUUGCACUCAAAGGAAAUCUACUGAUAUAAUUCCUGAGACACCGAAGACUGACUGACUGACUGACCUUCCUUUGAGUUCUGAUUUUGACUCCUACUGAUCACUUUGUUUAAAUCCUUGUUCAUGUUCAGAGUUACCAAUGCUGGCAUCGUCAUUGUUGUGUAGUCGACUGGGAUGGGACUGGAACCACCGCAGACCUGUGAAACUUCACAUUGUGGUGCUUCUGUCCAAAAAAAAAAAAAAAGUGCCGUUCUUCUAAAGAAUACUUUACUCAGUUUGAGUCUAGCUCAUUCAGUGUGAAGACCACGUGCAUGCAAAUGACGCUUAGGGGACACCGCAGAGUUGAUGUGCCAUGGUGUGAUGAUGUCUUUAACCAAAGACGUGACAAUCAGCAAUGUUGUAGCUUUGACAGAGAGUUUUAGUCUGAGAGCAGGCGGGACCGUCACUCUUUGUGAGGAUCCAUUUUCAGCUCACAGUGUGUGUUACUGUGAGAUACUGUAUUUUUGAUUGUCUUUUGAGUAACAGCUGCCCACGUUUAGAAAGAGAAGUGGCUGAAGUCAUCCCACUACCAAAAGGCUACAGGGACUGAACAUGAAAAAUGCUUUGUGUUGGUUUGUUUUAUUUGUCAUGUACAUAGAUUUCAUGUGCCUUAAAUGUAAAUAAUGUUAGGGGUUAGGGUUGUGUGUGCUUGCAUGGAUAUAUGUGUGACUUCAUGCAUACAUGCAUACGUGUGAAUGGUAUAUUUAUGAAUGUUUGUUUUGUGUAUGAAACGGUUAUUGCCUUUCCCAGUGCUUAGUUUAUCCCUAUCACCUCUGUAGUUAUAGAUCAUCGAGGUUAAGCCAUUCUGCAUUAAAAGAAGUAUUUAACUGAUGGAAAGAUGGUCUUCCAUAAAACUAGGCUGUCUGAACAGUAGAGAGACGCAAAUACUUUAAAUUUUGGUGCUACAUGGCCAGAGAAAACAGAGGAAAAGUGCUGUGGCGUUUGACCAUUGCUCGAGAGGUAUAAAACCUACAGCUACCAUAAUGCAUUGCGCUGCAGCCUUACCCUGCUUCUGAUUGGCUCACCCUAAUCAAUCUCACCCCUUAUGCCUAAAACUAACCAAUCCAAACAACGAAGGCAGCAAGUACAAACCAAUCAGAGAAGGAGUAGGGCAGGUCUUGACUUCCCUAUGCGGUAAACGGAAAUUUACCUCUUGCUUGUGGGUGACGUUUGGCCGUUAAGUUAUGAGAAACAAAAUGGCGGCCGGCUGGUGACAACUCAUCUGGGCUCACAGUAAAACGGUAAGCUAAACUGUGUUUCUGUAAAGACCCGAGGCGGCAAUUAGGCAACGCAGUACCCGAAUCUUAGCGCUGCUUAAUUUGACCGUUUUGUCCCAUUUUCCCCCAGCCUUCCUUUUACACAAUACAGGAAACUGUAUGGCGCCAACUUCCGGUUUCGGUAUUACAGCUAAACAGUGCGCUAAAAUAUGUAUCUGAAGACAUUCAAAACGGAAAUAGGCAACACAGUAACAGAAUCUUGGUUUGUAUUUGAUCAGCACUGCUUCGUUUUACGGUUUAAUUGGAGUUUGGUCUGUGUUUAAGAGAAAGGAGGGGGCGGGUUAUUCUCUUGAUCCUCUUCUAUACUCCUUGUGACGUAGUGGCAACUUACCAAACAUAGGAAAUGGCAGAAAUGUAACCUGUAGUUUGAGCAGCAGCCUUAGAGCCAGCAGGGAGAUAUUUGCCCUAAGAUGGAGGAAUGUUUACCACAUUUUAUUUACAUAUUAUCUAAACAAAGCUGGCUGAAAAUCGACACAGUAUCUCUCAUAUAUUAGACAUGAUAGCAUCAAUACAGUCUGCUCAGGAUGGUUUGUUUAAGUGCAUUGCAGCAGUUCACACACCCUCAUUGUAAAUCACCAAAAAUGACUAUAAGGCAGGAUGUCUUGUACCUCUAACACAGGGAUAGCAGCUAGGCACUGGGAACUAAAUGUUGUUUGGAAGUGCAAUAUUUAUAUUCACCCUUUUUUUUUUAAUAUUACAGUGCUUUCUUUUGGGUUAUGUUUUAUUUUGUGACUGAGUUGUGACAAACCAGGACUUUUUGUGUCAGAGUAUGUGAUAAGCACACACACUAAACCCUUUGUGAGGUUCUGGCUUUUCACCUUCACUUGCUUUCUCACUAAACACUUCAAGUGUGAAACUUUUUUUUUGUUAUACUCACCACUUCAUCGCUGGACCACUUCUUUUCUUGAUCGUGCAGAUUUUUUUUUAUGCCACAGACUGACAAAGAAACACCAGAGCAUAUCUGAGUUGAGCUCAGGUAUGUUGACGUAGUUUGAUAAUUUAUGUGCUCUGCUAUUGCACCUGUCCAAACACCAACAUUGUACUAAACACGUGUUUAACAUUUGUUUGUAUCAUCACAAUCUUUUCAUAUGCUCCCUCUUAUUGGCUAGUGAUUUAUAAUUUGUCAGAUGGUCCGCAAAAUCCCCAUAUGGUAGUUGAUUUAAAACGGUUAACAUUGUCUGUUCUUUACUGAACAUUUCAACCCAUUAUUUAUAAUGACAGGGGAUCAUUUUACUACUUCCUCCAUGGUUAUAUCCGGAGAAGGCACUGGGUUUUCUUUUCUUUUUUCCCGUCUUAGCCCAUUUUCACUCUCCAGGACUUCAUACAAGAAGUUGUACAUAUUUAUGACAAGGAGAGUAUUUUUUGAAUUGAAAGGAUAACUGAUUUGUUGUGAAUUUUUUUCACCCCAUAUUGGGGAGAACAUUUUUGUCAGGGGGGGUCUUUGAAGGUCAAUUUUUACCUGUUAUGGUUUGUACUUUUAAAUAAAAUAUUUCCCUUUUUACA
Molecule: messenger RNA, 7025 nt
Organism: Epinephelus lanceolatus (giant grouper)
Lineage: Eukaryota; Metazoa; Chordata; Actinopteri; Perciformes; Serranidae
Gene: itga5
Product: integrin, alpha 5 (fibronectin receptor, alpha polypeptide)
Biological process (GO): angiogenesis; integrin-mediated signaling pathway; cell-matrix adhesion
Cellular component (GO): external side of plasma membrane; integrin complex
Molecular function (GO): integrin binding
Source: RefSeq, a predicted model, not a curated record